Molecule: messenger RNA, 564 nt
Organism: Trematosphaeria pertusa
Lineage: Eukaryota; Fungi; Ascomycota; Dothideomycetes; Pleosporales; Trematosphaeriaceae
Product: ferredoxin
Exons: 2
Coding region: 1-564 (187 amino acids)
Biological process (GO): positive regulation of oxidoreductase activity; P450-containing electron transport chain
Cellular component (GO): mitochondrion
Molecular function (GO): 2 iron, 2 sulfur cluster binding
Source: RefSeq, a predicted model, not a curated record
AUGCGCACCCAGCGAGAUUUUCUAAGACGGGCGAGCAAUUGGACGACGAGAAGCCCGAUAGUCAUAAACCCAUCGAGGAGGAGGGUAACACUUCUCCCGCGCCCUCAAUGGAGCAUACCGAAAGCCGCGACUCCUACUUUCGCCCGUAGCCGACGGAGAUUUUCCUCGACUCCCGCAUCCAGACACGGCCACCUCGACCCUCCCAAACCCGGCGAAGAACGCAAAGUUACCUUCAUCGACAAAGAAGGCCAGUCCCACACCUUCCUCGUUGCCGACGGCGACAACCUCCUCGAUAUUGCGCAAGCCAACGACCUCGAGAUGGAAGGCGCCUGCGGCGGUUCCUGCGCGUGCUCUACCUGCCACGUCAUCGUCGAAGACCCCGAAUACUACGACCGCAUGGAGGAGCCAGACGACGACGAGAACGAUAUGCUGGAUCUGGCGUUUGGGUUGACAGAGACGAGCAGGUUGGGGUGCCAGGUGAAGAUGAGUAAGGAGUUGGAUGGGUUGGUGGUGCGGUUGCCGAGUAUGACGCGGAAUAUGCAGGCCAGUGAUUUCAAGUCGUAG